UUUGAGUUGGGCAUAAAGUCUGUUGUGUUGUGAUGUAUUCACACCCUUGUAUGUUAUAGAUACUCCACAGUUUGUAUAAGCUUUAGGAGUUGUAGUUGUGUAAAUUUUAUUGGUUAUAUUUUGAUUAAGGUGUCUUUAGGUUUACUCGUGAAAUCGGUAAAUUUUGAGGUACACUUCAUGUACGUGUUUGACUAGCUGUGUUUGACUAGCCUAGGAUCCGCUGUGUUUUGUGGCAUGUACAAUAGUUUAUAUACUAGAUUGGCAAGUUCAUCACAUGAAAGUUUUAAGCAAAGUCAACAGAUACAGGUACAGAAAAGCGUUGUUCGUCGGCUUCACGCCAUCUUUCGGUCUAAGGUAGCAUGUAGUCCGGGAGGGGGUGUGACAACUUGGUAUCAGAGCAGUUUGCUCCAUGGGAAUUAAGGUAGAGCGGUUAGCUCUAAGAAGAAACUGGAAAGUAAAUAAUUGAAAGUCAAGUUAGCUUAAAGGGAACUAGUGGAGUAUGGUCUAGGUAAGGGUAGAAGUGAGUCCAAUUAUUAUUAAUACGUGAGUAGACAUUUAGUAUCAUGCAUUUGAGUUAAGUAUUUAUAGUAUGUCUAAUGUGUUGACAUAUUAUAGGAGUCAUGCCACCACGUACUGGUAGACGACGUCGGCAGAAUCAGGACGGGAUGUAAGGUCCUACCCAAGGUCCAUCUGUAGGGGAAUCUAGUACCCUAGGAGUUCGAGGUGGUGCAGGAAACGAGCAGUUUGCGAGAACAACACAGGAAAUAGGAAGGCCAGAUAGAGCAGAGCCUAGUGAUCCAGAAAAGGCAUACGGAAUUGAACGGCUGAAGAAGUUAGGGGCUACAGUGUUUGAAGGUUCCACAGAUCCAGCUGAUGCAGAGAACUGGUUGAAUAUGCUUGAAAAGUUUUUUGAUGUGAUGAAUUGUCCUGAGGAGCGAAAUGUUAGAUUGGCCACAUUUUUGUUGCAAAAAGAGGCUGAAGGAUGGUGGAAAUCUAUAUUAGCAAGACGCAGUGAUGCACGUGCUUUAGACUGGCAGACUUUUAGAGGCAUAUUCGAAGAUAAGUAUUAUCCCAGCACAUACUGCGAAGCCAAGAGGGAUGAAUUUCUGGGGUUGAAACAAGGAUCACUUUCAGUGGCUGAGUAUGAGAGGAAGUAUACCGAGCUUUCACGGUAUGGUGACGUUAUUAUAGCUUCUGAGAGUGACAGGUGCCGAAGGUUUGAAAGAGGGUUGCGUUUUGAAAUACGUACCCCAGUUACAGCCAUUGCUAAGUGGACGAAUUUCUCUCAGUUAGUGGAGACUGCCCUUCGUGUGGAGCAGAGUAUAACAGAAGAGAAAUCGGCAGUGGAGCUUAGUCGUGGGACUUCAACAGCUAGUGGAUUUAGAGGCCGUGAGCAGUGGAGGUUCACGCCUGGGAUAAAUAUUUCAAGCCGUCAAGAUUUUAAGAAUCGCUUUGGAGGCCAAGCAUCGAGGAACGUGAGUUAUGGUAGUGUUUUUUAGAGACAGAGCCAGAGAAUACCUAGUCAACCCAUUAAAUCAACAGUAAGAUCACAACCAGGUCAGGAGUCCAUUGCUAGUACCGUCAGGCGAAUACCAUGCACGAGUUGUGGCAGGAAAUAUCGGGGUCAGUGUUUGGUAGGUGCCGGUGUAUGUUACAUUUGCGGACAGCCAGGACAUUUCAAGAAAGAUUGUCCGCAGUUGAACAUGACAGUUCAGAGAGAUCAGGGAGUUGGGUCCCAGACAGUUGAGCAAUCGAGAGUUUCAGUGGUUCCAACAGAGGGCACCAGUGGUGCAAGGCAAAAGGGAGUUGUUGGAAGACCGAGGCAACAGGGAAAAGUCUAUGCUAUGACUCAACAAGAAGCAGAGGACGCACCAGACGUUAUUACUGGUAGAGAUCGACUUCCCGGUGCUUGAUAGACUGCCUUAGUCUGCGGAAGCUUCAUUAUCGAUUGCCAGUACGUGUUUUGAGUUGGGCAUAAAGUCUGUUGUGUUGUGAUGUAUUCACACCCUUGUAUGUUAUAGAUACUCCACAGUUUGUUUAAGCUUUAGAAGCUGUAGGUGUGUAAAUUUUGUUGGUUAUAUUUUGAUUAAGGUGUCUUUAGGUUUACUCGUGAAAUCGGUAAAUUUUGAGGUACACUUCAUGUAUGUGUUUGACUAGCUGUGUUUGACUAGCCUAGGAUCCGCUGUGUUUUGUGGCAUGUACAAUAGUUUAUAUACUAGAUUGGCAAGUUCAUCACAUGAAAGUUUUAAGCAGAGUCGACAGAUACAGGUACAGAAAAGCGUUGUUCGUCGGCUUCACGCCAUCUUUCGGUCUAAGGUAGCAGGUAGUUCGGGAGGGGGUGUGACAGCAGCGCUUCUU
Molecule: messenger RNA, 2358 nt
Organism: Cucumis melo (muskmelon)
Lineage: Eukaryota; Viridiplantae; Streptophyta; Magnoliopsida; Cucurbitales; Cucurbitaceae
Exons: 2
Coding region: 894-1499 (201 amino acids)
Source: RefSeq, a predicted model, not a curated record